AUGGGUACCAAAGACUAUUCCGACGACGAAAUACAACCUCUCAUUGUCAACAAUCGAGAUGGCAUACUGACUAACAAGCGUUCACCAAUUAGCCAUAACAAUUUACCUAACCACUUGCGUCAUGCUCAAUACUCAACACCAGCACUUGCAUCGGCAGCAUCACCAAACAGGUUUAGAGAAAGACUGAGGUCACCCAAUUUUUCCUCCCGCUCAAGGUCAGGCAACGCUCUUAACAGUUUAAUGCAAUCUGACUACACCGAGUUUGAGGAGUUUGGUUGCCCCAGGAGGCGUCUGUCAUUCUCAGCUAGCGAUUAUAUGAAAAUGAGACCAGAUAGACCCCUUUUCCAUAGGUUGUUAUCCAGUCAUCACUCAGUAACCAAUCCAAAUUCUGCUACUGAUGGCUAUAACCCAAGUAAUUUGAAUAAUGUGCAAGCAUCACAACCUUUAUUUUACCAAGCACAUGAUGAGAGUACCACAUCUUUGCAUGAAAGCCUUUUCAAUGAGUCUAGAGGAAGAAAUCUCGUGGAGCUUGUCAGUAGCCUAAGACCACUAAGAUUAAUUGGGAAUGCAAAGCCAUUGUGCAAUUGGUAUGCACAUUAUAGAGAUGAUGUACAGAAAAUCAAGAACAAAGAAGUUAGAGCCUACUAUGAAGAGCAAAAUUACUUGAUUACCAAGUUCCAAGAAAUUGAUAACUUUCUUGAUGCUGGCAAAAUCCAUUACAAUAUGUUGAGUAAUUAUGGCAGUGGAGAAUCAUUUCGUGGAGUUUUGUUGGAUAAUAUUGAAGAAACAGAAGAGCCAGCAAGCCCUGUGAGUGUAAAAAAUGGCGACAAGGAAACUUUAGUAAAUGGGAAAAAGAGUUACGAUUCAUUGCAAGGUCCGGAUAUGGAGCGAGGAAAUGACGCGUCGUUAUCUAAGUUUUCCCGGUUUUACGAUGUUCCAGGUAAUGUUGCCAAUGAUGGAUCUAAAUUUCUAGGUUACAAUGAAGAGGAAAAUAACACUCAAGUAUUGACAGCUAUUUUGGUUAAUUUCCUCGUCAAUAUCUUGCUUCUUGUGGGCAAAAUAGCUGUAACAUUGCUUACAAAUUCUCUUUCUGUGGUGGCAUCAUUGGUUGAUUCGGUCUUGGAUUUUUUAUCGACUUUCAUCAUCUAUGUUGUCAAUCGAUUGGCAGCACAGAAUAACUGGAAAGUGCAACAUUCUUACCCAGUUGGAAGAUCAAGAUUGGAGCCCUUGGGAGUGCUCAUUUUCUCAAUCAUUAUCAUAAUUUCAUUUUUUCAAGUUGGGCAAGAAUCGUUCAGAAGGCUUUUUUUCAGUACACCUGAACAAAAAGUUCCAGCAACCAUUGGAUUUGAUGCAAUUUUGAUUAUGGUUAUAACAAUUGUCGCUAAAUUGGGAUGUUGGAUUUGGUGUUCGAAAAGUCAAUCGUCGUCAGUUCAGGCUCUUGCGCAGGAUGCCAUGACUGAUAUAGUGUUCAAUACAGUCUCAUUGUUAAUGCCCUGGCUUGGUCACGUCUUUAGUAUUUGGUGGUUUGAUCCAUUGGGAGCUUUGCUAUUGUCAAUGUACAUCAUUUUCAAUUGGGGCAAAACAGCUUUUCAACAUAUAAGCAAUCUCACUGGUGCAGUAGCUGAUCCUUUGGAGUACAAGGUUGUGUUGUAUCUUUGUUGUCGAUUUGCUGAGCCAAUUAAACGAAUCACUGCAUUAAAAAUAUACCAUGUUGGCGAUAAUUUGAAUGUUGAAGUUGAUCUCGUGUUUGCUAACGACAAGUUUGAUUUGAGUUUUAAAGAUUGUCACGAUAUCGCUGAAGCGUUACAGUAUAGUAUUGAAAGUUUGCCCAUGGUCGAAAGAGCAUUUGUACAUAUAGACUACAUGGAGGGAAAUUACAAAGGGCAUCUAAAGUAG
Messenger RNA from Lodderomyces parapsilosis, 1896 nucleotides. RefSeq lists its product as uncharacterized. Gene Ontology annotation, biological process: transmembrane transport; monoatomic cation transport. Gene Ontology annotation, cellular component: membrane. Gene Ontology annotation, molecular function: monoatomic cation transmembrane transporter activity. Bases 1 to 1896 code for a protein of 631 amino acids. Lineage: Eukaryota; Fungi; Ascomycota; Pichiomycetes; Serinales; Debaryomycetaceae. The record is from RefSeq and is a predicted model, not a curated record. The transcript has a single exon.